This is a messenger RNA of Zalophus californianus (California sea lion), 2222 nucleotides long. RefSeq names its product 3-hydroxyacyl-CoA dehydratase 4 (gene HACD4). Gene Ontology annotation, molecular function: 3-hydroxyacyl-CoA dehydratase activity. Gene Ontology annotation, cellular component: endoplasmic reticulum membrane. The record is from RefSeq and is a predicted model, not a curated record. Gene Ontology annotation, biological process: fatty acid elongation; sphingolipid biosynthetic process; very long-chain fatty acid biosynthetic process. NCBI's taxonomy places the organism in Eukaryota, Metazoa, Chordata, Mammalia, Carnivora, Otariidae. Bases 522 to 1109 code for a protein of 195 amino acids. The transcript is spliced from 8 exons.
UUUUUCCUGGCUAGCAGUUCUCUGCCACUCCCCCUAAAAACUCACUUUUGCGGGUAAAAUAACUGGCAAUUUUAUUUUCUAAGGUUCAUAUUACUCAGUAAUCAGAGUGGGGUCCGGAGAAGAACCCCAACAACCCCGGAGUUGCUGGUGAGCAAACGGGUGCGGGUACCCGCAGAGCCCUUUGGGCUCACCGCUUUCUCUCCCAGCCUGGCGUCUGAGGGUUAACACCCCACAGGAGGAUGAGCGAAUGAGAGGAACAGCAGAGGCCUUGAAGAUAGAAAAGGAGGCUGUCAAGGCAAAGACAAAAGACAGGAGGCAUCGGGGUGAGGGCCUGGUCUGUAAUCGGUAGCAGGUGGGAUCAUUUUGCCAUCAAUAGAUUCAGUGAGGACACAGCUCCACGGGGCCUAUGCGGUACUAAAUGACAGCCCAAGGACUUGCGUGUGUACAGGUAUAGAAAGAACACCUAUCUUUUCAUCUAUUACUUAAUCCAGUUCUGUGGCCACUCAUGGAUAUUUACCAAUAUGACAGUGCGGUUCUUUUCAUUUGGAGAAGGUUCCAUGGUUGACACGUUUUAUGCUAUUGGUCUUGUGAUGCGCCUUUGCCAGUCCAUUUCCCUCCUGGAGUUGCUGCAUAUCUAUGUUGGCAUUGAACCAAACCAUCUCUUUCCUAGGUUUCUGCAGCUCACAGAGAGAAUAAUCAUCCUCUUUGUGGUGAUCACCAGUCAAGAGGAAGUCCAAGAGAAAUAUGUGGUGUGUGUUUUAUUCAUCUUUUGGAAUCUAUUGGAUAUGGUUAGGUACACUUACAGCAUGUUAUCAGUCAUAGGAAUAUCCUAUGCCAUCUUGACCUGGCUCAGUCAGACACUGUGGAUGCCGAUUUAUCCUCUGUGUGUUCUUGCUGAAGCAUUUGCCAUCUAUCAGUCGCUGCCUUAUUUUGAAUCAUUUGGCACUUACUCCGCAAAGCUGCCCUUUGACUUAUCCAUCUAUUUCCCAUAUGUGCUGAAAAUAUAUCUCAUGAUGCUCUUUAUAGGUAUGUAUUAUACCUACAGUCAUCUUUACUCAGAAAGAAGAGACAUCCUCAGAGUCUUUCCCUUUAAAAAGAAGAAAAUGUGAAGCACUGCAUUCCGAUGUGACAUAAGAAAAAAAUAGGCUUGUGGACUCAGCUGCAACAAACAACGCAGGAAGCAUUCUGGUGGGUGCUACUUGACACAACCCCAUGACAUAAUCGUUCUCCUCAAGCUUGAGACAAAUCACAGCAGUCUGUUAACCUCACAUAUUUUCAAAACGCAUAUCCUGCACAACUACUUUACCAAAGCUGUGGGUUUUAUAGAAGUUAAGUUUAUAUUGUGUGAAGCCUGAUUAUUUUCCUAUAAGGUGAAUGAGAAAUAGAUUAACUGGAAUGGAUUCAAUUAAAUUGAGAAACCAAAGUUGUUAGCCAGAAUUAUAUCUGUUUAACAGCAUCUAUUUCUUUUCACUUUGGAGUUUGUAAAUAGUGACUCCGCAGGAGGGCAAAAAUGUGAAAUAUGUUCUGCGGUUGUCUAGAAUAACAUUUUAUAGGCAGUUGUCUCCAUGGCCAGAGUUCACUCCCAUCUUACACGUUGGACACGCUUAGAAAAUUAUACAUUAAUAUUGGACUUUGAUGCCUUAAAAGAGAAGCCUAUGAAAACAGAAUGGAUCUUUAGUAAGUGUACAAAUAAUGCUCCAUAUUCCUUUUCUGGGGCAGGAGUUGAAAUCAGACCAUAUACUUACCUUACAGGGAGACAAAAAGUAAAAAAAACUACAGUAAAUUAUUUUAAAGGAGGCAAGGCACUUAAGAACUAGUGAUGUUUCAGAUUAUUACUGAAUUAUUAUUGCUAAUUACUAUGUCACAUAUAAGUCAUCACCUAGACUUUUGAAAACUCUUUGAAGAUUAAACUAUAUGUGAAUAAUUGACUAUUAUUAUUUCUGUAUCUAUUGGUAUAUAUUCACUUUUCUUGAAAGAGUUCUAGAAUCUGGGGCGCCUGGGUGGCUCAGUCAGUUAAGCAUCUGCCUUCGGCUCAGGUCAUGAUCCCAGGGUCCUGGAUCGAGUCCCCGCAUCGGGCUCCCUGCUCAGCGGGAAGCCUGCUUCUCCCUCUCCCCCUGCUUGUGUUCCCUCUCUUGCUGUGUCUCCCUCUGUCAAAUAAAUAAAAUCUUUAAAAAAAAAAAUUCUAGAAUCUUAUUAUCCAGUAACUAUAUAAAAAGGUCACU